CCGUUUUAAGGGAAGCACCAUGGCUUUGCUGAUGGCUGGACUGUGGCAGCUAGCUACUGUGGUGAUGAUCUUGUCUCACAUCUCAGCAUCACUUCCUUCUCUUGGGAGGUAAACAUCUUUUCUGUGACUCAGCCCUUCCUUUUUUUUCUUUCUUUCAAAUUGUAUGAUCUCAGCAAUUCAAAGAUUUCCCACUUUCAGCCCUCCCACCCAGUCACUUUGGUGACUCUUCCCCUCCCCGUCUUCAUCACACACAGAGUACUCUAGAGAAAAAGUGUGAUGCCGAUCACUUUUUGGAGAAAUGGACAGUUGCAAUGACAAGUACAAGCUUCCUUAGACACUUCUGAGAUUGGAUUGACAGCUAGUGCUUGUUUUUCUGCAAUCUGUUCUUUUAAAAAGAUGGAAGGAGCGUAGGAAAGAACACCGUGCAGUUCUGCUAGUUUAGCAGGCAUGCAGGGAAUAUGACCACUGUUAGGACUUUUGUUAUUAAGAUUCAAGUUUCAAAGUUUAAUUACAAUUAACUGUCUUUGAGAUGACAUUGCACAGCUAAUGUGUUAUAAAUAUAUCGCAUCAAAAACUAGUGUUUUCCAACAAGUCUCAGUUCCCCAAUUUCCCCCAGGAAAGCCUCCAGUAAUUAGUAUCUUUCUUAGAGAAUGCUCACUUGUCUCAUUCCAUGCUGCACCUAUAACAACAUCAACAUGCUCUCUGCCCCAGCCCCGACAUCCGCACUCUCAGUGGAGCAACAGGCUGGAUGGCCUACCCUUGGGCAAAUGAUAGAUGACUUACAGUGGAAUUUAAUCCAUUUUAUGUUAGCUUGACUCAUUAAUUCAGUUCAACUCUACAUUUCUAUGAUUCUCAACCCUAGGCACCAGAGGCAAAUCGAGCUCAAAUUGAUGCAUGAUGCAGGAAUGAGAAGAGAAUAUGAGAAAGCUGCCAAAUUACUACAAAACCUGAUGAACUACAAGCGCAGGUAAAUACAGAGAUAAUGCUUAAAAAUGUUAAGACUGAAAAGUCAUCAGAGAAAGAGAAUUUAUUCACCUCACCAUUUCAAAAGAUCGCAUACGUGAAGUCCCCAAACUAUAGGUCAGGAGCCUAUGAAGGGUUGCCAUAUACAGUAUGUGUAGGCUGGUUUUAAAUGCUGGGACUCUCUUGGAAGAUCAGAAGCAGGAAAUCAGUAGAAAAUUAGGAGUCUUAGGAGCACGGUGCAAAAGUGUAUAUAAGGUGCAUGGAAAUGGGAGGCAGAUUUGAGAACUUUCAGAGUUAUUACUUAAGCAACGAACAAACAUUAAAAACAGAUCUAAAACAAGAUGAGAAAACAAACUAAAACACAAGAAUAAUCAUAAAAGAGCCGGCUCAACCCCACCCCACUAAACAUAUGCUGAGAGUUAAGCUCCAAAGGAUUCGGAAAAUAAACAUGUUUUCACCUGGGGCUUAAAAACAGAUGGCACCAGUCAUGCCUCCUUGGGGAGAGCAUUCCACAAAUGGGGAGCUACCACUGAGAAGGUUUGUUCCCAAGGAUGGCGCAGCCAUUAGGUGGGGUGAAGCCACCGCCUCAGGCAGCAGAAGCCCCCUUGCCCUAUCACCUCUGAAGCAGUGCCAGCAGCUGCAGAGUGUUACUUCUCGUUUUGCCUCAAGCAGUGAAACAGGAUGCAAUGCCUUUGCCUGUUCCCAUGUUGCCAGCCUCUGAAAAUUCCUUGUAGGUGGGAACACAGGAUGAAUGCAGACUCCAGGUUGGUUCAUGUAAGGAAAGGCACACACAAGGUAGAGAUAACUGGGUGUUACAUUUUCCAUUUCUGCAGUGUUGGCUCAAACUGAUGUCUCAGUUAGAUGCCACAUGUGAACACCCAUAAGGAAAUUCUGAUGGGUCACUUUAUUGUUGCAAAGCACCAGCAGGAGGGAAGCAGGGAAGUGGCAGGAUGGGAAGGGUUUAGCUCGUCCCUGGACACCUUGCCCAUUUCCUUCUCCCUAUGUUUUGUUCUGCUAUAGGGUUUCAGAUGUACGUUUCACCAUUCACACAUGCACGUAGACUCCUGGGAGGAAGAGCAGAUUGGGGUGAAGUGGCAGCCAGGGAAGGAUAAAACACUAUCUGCUUUUCUGCUCCAUCUUCCCUUCCCUUGCAUUUUAGCAUGAACACUUUUCAUUCACAUAUUUAUUAUUAUUUUAAUUGAAUAGGCAUUCGGAAGGAUACUCAGCUGUAGGAGUAUAUACACAAGAAUGGCAAAAUAUAGUGGCCAGAACUGAUUGAGAUAUUUUCAUCCCAAUACACUUUAGGCUUUUGUGGACAUUAAUCAGUCUUCAGAGAGAGGAGAAAUUGCAAGGUUAAUAAAGCUACUUUGUAAGAAAGACGCUUUUUCCAAAGAUGUAUUUAAUUUAUGUGAAUUUACAUUCCUAAAAUAACAAUGCACGUUCCUUUUGAGUGGAUGGGAUGAGUGUCUUUAGAGAAGAGAGAAAACCCCAAAAGUGGCCUCUUAGCAGAAUGUGCCCUCUCAUCUCUGACCUUGCUUUCUUGUGCAUUAGUGUCUCAUCUGGAGUAAAGGAUGCCUCUGGCUUCACUGAUAAAAACACAGAUGACUUGUGGAGUUCAGAAGAGAAACUCAUUAAACUGAAGACUUGUUUGCAAUUUGUAGAGAACCUUGAUGCAAGGUGAGACUUGGAAGUAGUCAAUGGAACACCAUUUUUUACCGAGGGAUCCAGGUGCCCAAGUUUGCUAAAUUGUUCAAGGUCUUGAAAAAAAAUUUUUUUUAAAGAAAUUGUGAAGAGUUGCAAAAAGACCUCUCCAAACUGAGUGAAUGUGCGGUAAAGUGGCAAAUGCAAUUCAAGGUGAACAAGUGUAAAGUGAUGCAUAGAUGCUCUUAGGGUCUGAAGUGGCAGUGACUAACCAAGAAUGAGAACUUGGCAUCAUAAUGGAUAGCUUGGUGAAGAUGUCUAUGUAGUGUGUGACAGCUACAAGAAAGGUAAAUUCCAUGUUAGGGAUCUUUAGGAAAGAAACUGAAAAUUCAACUGCCAUUACACAAAUCUAUGGUGCAACUGAAUUUGGAAUACUGUGUACAGCUCUGGUCAUCUCACCUGGCUAUUACACUGUUUCCUUGGCCGAUUUUACUGUUACUCUAGGGCUACCUCUCUCCAACCCUCUCCCCACAGCAUUUGUGGGAAGCAGUGCCUUGCUGCAUGUGCUUCAAGUCAGGAACAGUAGGGGGCGAAGGAAGAAUAGAUGAUAAAGUGGAGGGAGGAAAUACUAAGAAGUAGACAAUGCAAUGGGGGAUGGGGAAGAUGACAAGUAAUUUUCUGGUUAUGAGCGUGAAGGAUGGGUAGAUUAGGUUAGUCAGUUAGAACUCAUUCACAAGACUUUCCAGAUUCAGUGAGCGGAUUGAGGAGGCAAUGUUCCAGGAAUGCUGGCCAGUGAACUACUGCAUGAUAUUUGACCUGCAUUUCUCUCAUGGCAGUUUUUCAGGCAAUGAUGCAGAGGAAGCCACUCAGAGAAUGAGCCGCUCGGUUUGCCAACUGAUUGCAGAAAUAAAUGAAGCAGUAUCUGGAGCAACAGUAGAUGAAAAUCAGGAAUGAAGUAUUUAGCUCUGUGAGGAUCUUCAAAAAAAUAAAUUGCAACUUCUGUUUUUCAUGUGUGGAUUAAAUGAUCGGGGAAAACAAACUGUGGAAAUAAGUUAGUAAGGAUUGCAUAAAUCAAAAGGAAUGGGACUUAGAAUGAAAGACUCAGGCAUUUAUACGCCUCAUGGUAGAGUCUAAAAUUAUUUAUCUUCAUCUUGUCUUCAUCUUCUCCAAAAUCAAAUAAAGAAACUAUAGCACA
Molecule: messenger RNA, 3799 nt
Organism: Podarcis lilfordi (Lilford's wall lizard)
Lineage: Eukaryota; Metazoa; Chordata; Lepidosauria; Squamata; Lacertidae
Source: the annotation of a GenBank genome assembly